UGUGGUAGUGGUCAUACAGAUAUUGUUCUCUGAGUAUAGCCACAGAUCUAAGACCUUAAACUCUGUAGUGUGGUGUUUAUGUCCUGAGCUGCUGGAGGUCUGUACACCAUGCCGGGAUGGCACUGAGGAGUCUCUCGUCCAUGGCUUCUGCAGAAGUGAUAGUAGGAGUACGGUGGCAUGGUUGGUUUCUGUGCUUGGGGCUGCAUCUGAUAGUUUCAAAUCCUUCACCCAUACCAUCACAGGAAACCAACAGCUUUAUGAGAGGCUUCCUGGGUCUGGAUAAAUGCAAUGCCUGUGUGGGAACUUCCAUCUGUAAGAAGCUUUAUAAAGAGCAAAUAAGGUUUGAAAGGUGGCUGUCUCCUCAAUUGCAUUUGCCUUCAGACAAUAGGACAUCUUAUGAGGGGAAUUACACAGAUGAUUCGGAAACCUGGCGGCCCGUGGUACUAUCACGCCUGGUUUCCCCUGACCUGCACCAGCUGGCUGACAAAAGCAUUUGCAUCUCAGCAGGCAAACGGAAAUCCUGCAGCAUUGAGGCAGUUCUGAGAGCAACACCACGUUUCCAGAACUUGGACAACUCCAAUAUCCUGUCACCCAGUAUGGUGCAGGGUCUGGUUACUCCAAUGCUGCGCUGCCCAUCUCAGAGGCUGCUGGAUCGAAUCGUGCGCCGCUACUUUGAGGUAGCUGAUGUGGGCAGUGUGCAGAUGAAGCACUUCACCAGUAAGGACAAGCUCAGAUUGCUCUACACACUGGCUGUCAAUCAACAGCCUCUUAUACUGCAGAUGUUUCCAAGCACUGAGGGCUGGCCCUUCCCGCGCUAUCAUGGUUCCUGUGGCAGGCUGAUGGUGUGGGCAGGCUGCAGACCCCUGAGGAGCCUGUACCCAUCACCACUGGCACCCAGAUCUGACGCUGCCUACCAGAUCCUCCACAUCACCCAGACCUUGGCCUCCAAUAGCCUCCAUUUCCACCUUUACUACACCAGGGUUUCAGAGGACAUAUUUGGCAUAGCGGAGGAUGGACGGCUCUUCAUCAUGGAUGCCAGCACAAUCGGGAUCAUCGACCUGCAAGAGGGACUCCACACUGAGGCAGACCCACGUGAGAACUACACAGAUGUGUUCUCAUGUCUGAGCGGUUCCUGUAGAAGAACUCCUCCCUGCGAGAGCAUUCGACCCUCUCAGAGCUUUGCCUUGCUUUGUAGACAUGUCCUGCCCAAACUGCUCACUUCUACAGAUGUGCAAUGGUCUGGACUGCCCAGUAAGGCCAUCGCAGAGCUGACUGUAUGUGCAGACCGAGCACAGUCUGAUCAGAGGAUACACAAAGCUGUUCAAAUCCUUAAGGACACACUACAGGCCUUCAGGCCAUGCAAUACCGAUUAUGGAUACAGGUAUCCAGAAUGCAGGUACAGUGACAAGUUCUAGAGCAUCGGUUUGAACAAUAAAUCACAAUUUUGUGGGCACUAUAAACAUACCACAUAGGCUUUGUGCAGCAUAGACUAUACAGUUCACAUAUCACAAAACAGCCACAUUUCCAUUCAAACUGUUUAAUUACUCAAACACGUCAAACAAUUUGACAGUGUUUUCUGUACAUUUCUUACGAAACAGUUUAAUCCAUGUAUAGAAAACAAGAGAAAUGGUAAAACAACGCUGCUCCAUAAAAUUUAAUGGCGUGUACUCUCAAAAAAUAACAGCAUUCCAUCAACAAAUAUUUUCAAGCAAUAAAUACACAUUUAUAAAUAGUGUAAAUUUACAAGAUUAGAAACAUAACAAAAAGUACAAAUUAAAGUUUACUCAUUAGCCAUGUGCAA
This is a messenger RNA of Ictalurus punctatus (channel catfish), 1801 nucleotides long. It is a transcript of the gene dipk2b, whose product is annotated as divergent protein kinase domain 2B. The coding region runs from base 117 to 1415 and encodes 432 amino acids. The transcript has 5 exons. NCBI's taxonomy places the organism in Eukaryota, Metazoa, Chordata, Actinopteri, Siluriformes, Ictaluridae. The record is from RefSeq and is a predicted model, not a curated record.